AUGCAGCUUUUGGCGCUGUAUGCUCAUCGUAUUAUGCUGUACCCCGUCAAAACGUACAUAAGAUGGGAUGCUAAACAGGUUACUAGCGGAAGAAAUGAAGCCUCGUCUUCAAUGAAGAGUCUAGUUCAACCGAAGGUUGUUUCGGCAAUAUCGACUGCCUGCCAGCCAUCCUCGCUUCUUUUUCCUCUCCUUCUUUCCUUUCUUCCUUCUCUUCCUUAAACAAAUGAAUCACCCUACGUCAAUUUACCGAACCCAAACGACUUGAUCCCUCACAGUCGUUCUUUUAUGGACAAGGCUCCUCAGUUCGGCCCUCCUUCGGCCGAUUCUCAGAUACUUGGCGACGUUUCCACAGGUCCAUCGGGCCCAUCCAUCAUAGCAGCCCGGUCUCGACAGCCCAGCAAGCCACACCCAUUAACUAACGGAGUUGCUGGUCGUUCAGCUUUGCCUGCUUCCAGCCAGCCAGGCGCUUUGAAGACGCCUCUGGAACCGAGUAGAAGUCAUCUGGAUCCCCACACGAUGGGAGGCUCUCUAGUUUCACAACCGCCUUCAUCUUCACAGGCCCGCUUGGGUCAGCGAUCCGGCGCUCCAGGCCUUGGAAAUGGCAGCUUCCUGAUGCACCCAUCGUCCUCCCAGUCAAUGCCAAUCUACGCCAACGCGGGCGAAUUUGAUCCCGCUGGUACCGGGCUCGGCCCGGGCGGCCUGGGAUCAGCCUCCAAGGGGAUUGCACAAAUGACACCGCGGCAUCAGUACCGGCCGGAUCAGUUCCAGCCGCAAACCUAUCAGCAGCCAGGCUCGCAGGGUCAGUUAAUAGGGCAGCAGCAGCAACACCAGCACCAGCACCAGCAAUACCAGCCACAUUCUCACUCACACACACACCAACAUCAGGCCGCAAGGCAGCAUCACUCCCGAACGUCGAGUGGAAGGACUGCAGGUAAUUAUGUUCAGGCAGGACAAAUAGCUUACUACCUUUUCUUCUAG
This is a messenger RNA of Protopolystoma xenopodis, 978 nucleotides long. The record is from the annotation of a GenBank genome assembly. Lineage: Eukaryota; Metazoa; Platyhelminthes; Monogenea; Polystomatidea; Polystomatidae.